AUGCUUUUUACACAGGCACCCGAUUCGACUUCACAUCAGACUGAGGGUACUCCUUCAACUCGAGCGAAGAAAGCAACAACAGCCUGCCAAGCCUGCCAAAAACGAAAAUCAAAAUGUGUUGGAGGCGAGCCUUGUGAGCCCUGUCAAAAAGCAAACACAGAGUGUGUGAUCAACGCCGACAAUGAUGGCCGUCGACGAAUCACCCUCAAGCGCAAAAUCGAAUCCCUAGAGCAGGACCGCAACCUAUUUGAACGACUAGUGGAAGGUAUCCGAAAUGACGAAGAGCGACAGGUUCCCGAGAUUCUCAACAUGAUUCGGAGUAAUGUAUCCUUGGACGAGAUCCGGUUAUAUCUGACUGAGAGCCAGAGUACAAGCCAUUCGCACAAUGUUCCGAUGAAGAGCCCAACUUCCUCUUCGAAAAGAUUUAUGGAUGUGAGACGGAUCUCAGACAUCCCUCUCUAUGAGGUACCUUCGCAGCCAUGGACGUCUGUUACAACCGAUGGUUCCUUUGUCUCGCACCUGGUCUCCCACUAUUUCACCUGGCAGCACAGUACGUUGAAUUGGAUUGAUCGGGACCUGUUUCUAGCGGAUAUGAGAGUCGGCAAGUUGGAUUCUCGGUUCUGUUCGCCUUUGCUGGUCAACAUUAUACUCGCUUGUGCAUGUUUCUAUUCCGACUACCCUGAAGUAUUCGCCAAACCUGAUGACCCCAGCACCCGAGGAGAACACUUUCUCGAAGAGGCAAUGCGGCACCUGGCAAUGGAAGAAGAUCGCCUGCGCCUUACCACUCUUCAGGCAUGGGGAGAUAUCUAUACUAUCGCCUGUAUCAUGGGCAAAGAUAGACUUGGCUCGCAAUACCUGGUAAGAAUAGCAGACUGCAUCGGUCAGGUCAUGAACAACCGACAGCGAAUGAUAUCAGAGGCCAAUGAACAGGCCCCAGAAAUGGCAAGAUCUAUUGAUAUUGCAAUCUUCGGCUUGUUCAGUCAGUAUUCAGUUGCUAUCCUAAACCUUCAAAAGGGUGCUACCGUCAACAGACCUACAACACUUAAAUACUUCCCUGAAAUUCACGACCCCGAUGACAUUUGGACACCGUAUCCUCGUCAAGGCGAACCUAUCGCGGCUCAUACGAACUGUUUGAAAAAUGGCCUAUUCGAUCAGGGGCUGAUUAUGUGGGAGAUAUGCGACUAUCUGUUUGGUGAUGAGAACAAUACAAGAGUUGAUCCCGAAAUAAUCAAUACUUUCCACCAGCGCUUUGAAAGCUGGGCUGAGAAACUCCCGCAAUGCAUCAAGCUGGGAUAUGCGUCCACACCGGGCGUCAUGGAAAUGCAUAUGCGCUAUCACAACGCGAUCCUGGUCAUGUUCGGCUUCGUUACACCAAUCACAAAAGAAGGUGAGUCGACCACGAAAGACCGUAUCAAGAGUUUGCGAACAUCUUCGGCUCGCCAUAUCGGCACGAUGCUCAGUCAAUUCCGCUCACUAUGGCCGAUGGAAUGUAUGCCAAUGACGGCAAUGCGGUACGCAACCGUUGCAUUAUUCGCCCUUUUCGAGGACCUGGACGAUGUCCAAAACCAAAGGGCUUUAACAGAUAUUGUAAUCACUCUUCGGGCACUUGCUCGCCGAUGGCAGUUUGCGAAAGGACUGCUUCGGCUUGUACAACUAACGACUUUGAAACAAGAUACAUCGCUUCCUGAUGGUACGGUGUCUAUGUUGAGAGAUUUACCAUCGAGUUCUAGGGAAGCACAGACGUGA
Penicillium canescens is the source of this 1746-nucleotide messenger RNA. RefSeq lists its product as uncharacterized. Gene Ontology annotation, molecular function: zinc ion binding; DNA-binding transcription factor activity, RNA polymerase II-specific. The transcript is spliced from 6 exons. NCBI's taxonomy places the organism in Eukaryota, Fungi, Ascomycota, Eurotiomycetes, Eurotiales, Aspergillaceae. Bases 1 to 1746 code for a protein of 581 amino acids. Gene Ontology annotation, biological process: regulation of DNA-templated transcription. The record is from RefSeq and is a predicted model, not a curated record.